Molecule: messenger RNA, 996 nt
Organism: Penicillium olsonii
Lineage: Eukaryota; Fungi; Ascomycota; Eurotiomycetes; Eurotiales; Aspergillaceae
Source: the annotation of a GenBank genome assembly
AUGCCCCGAACAGAGUCGCAUUCUACCAGAGAAGACGAAUUGGCCUUCGAACUGGAUCCUGAAGAUGUGCCAGUCAACAAACUUACAAGCUUCCAUGGCAGACUACAGCAUUUUCUGCACAGAAGCAGCGACGAGAUGACCGACAGCCCAGCGGCGAGAACCACAGCUAUAUCUCAACCCACGGUCAAGUUGGAAGACACAGAAACAAAAGACCAAGCCAUACAAGACCGCGCAGAACCCAUUAAACCCAGUCCGAAGCGCAGGAAAGCAGUCCAAGCAACUUCAACCACAAUCUCUCGCCCACCAACCCGAUCAACCCCACCGUCCCCAAACAAACGCAAGCGCAACACACCAGCACCAACACCCAUACCCCUCGGACCAAGCGCCACAGAAUCCCUCCUCCGCGACACCAUCCCCCCGAAUCUAAUUCUCCUCCUCGUAGGCGUGAACCCAGGGAUCAUGACCGGUAUAUCGGGAUACGCCUACGCGCACCCAUCAAACCUAUUCUGGAAACUGCUCCAUUCAUCAGGAAUCACAAGCAUGCGCCACAAACCCUCAGAUACAUAUAAACUUCCGAGUCUAUAUAGCGUGGGCAACACGAAUAUCGUGGAGCGACCCACGCGCGACGCGAGCAUGCUCAGCCGCGCUGAAAUGAAUGCCGGCGUCCCAGUGCUGGAAGCCAAGAUUGCUGCGCAGAGACCUGAGGCUGUGUGUCUUGUUGGGAAAGGUAUUUGGGAGGCGGUUUGGAGGGUCAGGAGAGGGAGGGGGAUUCGGAAAGAGGAGUUUCGGUAUGGGUGGCAGGAGGGUGAGAAUAUGGGGGUUUGCGAGGGUUGGGCUGGGGCGCCUGUGUUUGUGGCUACGACUACGAGUGGACUUGCGGCUGGUAUGAAGCUGGUGGAGAAAGAGGCUAUAUGGGCAGAGCUGGGAGAGUGGGUUGUUAGGAAGAGACAGGAGAGGGGAUUUGUUCCUCAGAUUAUGAAACAAGAAGAUAUAUAG